CCCCAUCUUCUUCUUCCCGCUUCACUCUCCCAGAGCUCAACGGCUACACGGGAUGGGGUCAAGUGCUCCCCGGGAGGAGCUCUCCUCGCCUCUCUUAUUCCCCGCCCACGACGAUGGCCACGGCCUGCCCCUGCAGGCAUCGACGUCGCUGCCUCCCGUGGCCGCCGACGGCAAAGCUCACGGGACCAGCGGGAAGCUGGAGAGCAUACUGAACGACACCUCCAUCCCUUGGCUCCGCCGCGUCGGGCUUGCCUCCCAGAUCGAGAUGAGGCUGCUCCUCUCCCUCGCGGCGCCGGCCAUAGUUGUGUACCUAAUCAACUUCGUCAUGUCCAUGUCCACCCAGAUCUUCUCCGGUCACCUCGGCAACGUCGAGCUCGCCGCCGCCUCCCUCGGCAACUCCGGCAUCCAAAUCUUCGCCUAUGGCAUCAUGCUAGGGAUGGGGAGUGCCGUGGAAACGCUGUGCGGGCAGGCGUACGGCGCCCACAAGUACGAGAUGCUCGGAGUAUACCUCCAGCGGUCGACGGUGCUGCUCAUGGCCACCGGCGUGCCACUUGCGGUGAUCUACGCCUUGUCGCGGCCGAUCCUGGUGCUGCUGGGGGAGUCGCGGGACAUCGCCAGGGCGGCGUCGGUCUUCGUCUACGGGCUGAUCCCGCAGAUCUUUGCAUACGCCGCCAACUUCCCGAUUCAGAAGUUUCUGCAGGCACAGAGCAUCGUGGCGCCGAGCGCCUACAUCUCGGCCGCGACGCUGGUGGUGCACCUGCUGCUGAGCUGGGUAGUGGUGUACAAAGUCGGGCUGGGGCUGCUGGGCGCCUCGCUGGUGCUGAGCCUGUCUUGGUGCAUCAUCGUAGGGGCGCAGUUCGUGUACAUCGUCACCAGCCGGCUGUGCCGCUCCACGUGGACCGGGUUCACCUGGCAAGCCUUCUCGGGGCUGCCGGGGUUCUUCCGGUUGACCACGGCCUCCGCCGUGAUGAUGUGCUUGGAGACGUGGUACUACCAGAUCCUGGUGCUCAUUACUGGGCUGCUGAAGGACCCGGCGUUGGCCCUUGAUUCCCUUUCCGUGUGUAUGGCCAUCAAUACUGCGACAUUUAUGAUCUCAGUCGGAUUUAACGCCGCGGCAAGCGUGCGCGUAAGCAAUGAGCUGGGUGCCGGGAAUCCCAAGUCGGCGGAGUUCUCGGUGGUGGUCGUCACGGCGGUGUCUUUCGCGGUAUCCGUCGUGGCGGCGAUGAUCGUCCUCUGCCUUCGGGACUACAUCAGCUAUAUCUUCACUGAAGGCGAGACGGUCGCUCGUGCCGUCUCUGAUCUCUGUCCUUUGCUCGCCGUCGCCAUCGUCCUCAAUGGCAUACAGCCUGUCUUAUCAGGUGUUGCUGUUGGCUGUGGAUGGCAAGCAUUUGUGGCAUACGUCAAUGUUGGCUGCUACUACAUAGUUGGUGUGCCAGCAGGUUGUCUCCUUGGCUUCAAAUUUGGCUUGGGAGUGAAGGGAAUAUGGUGCGGGUUGAUAGCUGGAACAGUCAUCCAGACACUUAUUUUACUGGUGGUCACUUUCCGAACCGAUUGGAACAAAGAGGUGGAAGAAGCUAAGAAGAGAUUAGAUAAAUGGGAGGACAAGGAGGAGCCCCUUCUAUCCUAGAUAGCAGCUACCUGUUGAUCUAUUCAGAUCAUCCUACUUGAGGAGCCAAUAACAUCCAGACUGAAUGGCAUUGAUCUGGAAUCCAUUGAUGCUUUGAAGAAAGAGGGAAGGGAGAACAUGUGAUGGAUACUUUGAGGGUGCUAAGCAAAGGGUGAAUAAGGUAGAGGUCCAUGAGUUUGUGAUUCAAAUGGACACCAACCUCAAAUCUUUGAUGGUCCUCUGAAGAGAUGCAUCACUCCCUGGAACGAAUCCAUUCUUCUCUUCAGAAGAGAAGUUAGCACGGGUUUAUGUAUCGAUAUAUUCCUUGGAGAAAUGAACUCUUAGACGAUCAAACUCUCACUAAUGUAUGAAGUGGUUGAAUCCGUUGAC
Molecule: messenger RNA, 1996 nt
Organism: Musa acuminata AAA Group (dessert banana)
Lineage: Eukaryota; Viridiplantae; Streptophyta; Magnoliopsida; Zingiberales; Musaceae
Product: protein DETOXIFICATION 40-like
Exons: 7
Coding region: 53-1627 (524 amino acids)
Biological process (GO): xenobiotic detoxification by transmembrane export across the plasma membrane
Cellular component (GO): membrane
Molecular function (GO): xenobiotic transmembrane transporter activity; antiporter activity
Source: RefSeq, a predicted model, not a curated record